UGACAGAGAAAGAUGCCAGAACCAGCAAAGUCCGCCCCGAAGAAGGGCUCCAAGAAAGCGGUGACGAAGAGCGCCGGAAAGGGCGGCAAGAAGAGGAAGAGGAGCAGGAAAGAGAGCUACGCUAUCUACGUGUACAAGGUGCUGAAGCAGGUCCAUCCCGACACCGGCAUCUCGUCCAAGGCCAUGGGCAUCAUGAACUCGUUCGUCAGCGACAUCUUCGAGCGGAUCGCUGGCGAGGCCUCCCGCCUGGCUCACUACAACAAGCGCUCCACCAUCACCUCCAGGGAGAUCCAGACUGCCGUCAGACUGCUGCUGCCCGGUGAGCUGGCCAAGCACGCCGUGUCUGAGGGAACCAAGGCCGUCACUAAGUACACCAGCUCCAAGUAAACACCUUCAUCAUCCACAACACACAACGGCUCUUUUAAGAGCCACACGUGUUCACGAAUUAGAGCUCAACGUCCAAUGGCAACAUAAAUAUUUAUAUGUUAAGCUAAUUAAUACAUAAAUGUACAGUGAUGGGCAUGGAAGUAUACUUCUUACAUGAAGUAGAGGAUAGAGAAGCAGUUUCACAUACACACUUUGAAAUGUUCUGUUAAACUAUGAGGUGAGUCACUUUGAAAACUUCAAAGCAUAAAAGCAAUCAUUUUUGCUUCAUGGCCUAAACUAUGUCAGUAACAAAUGUACAAGUUAGUUUCAACAUAAUUGUUUUUGUGUUUAAUAAAAUAAACAGUAAUCUCUUUUCUGAUCACUGGACACUCCACUCUCGUUUUAAAUGAUGAAUUACUGACCAGUCACAGUGUAAUUAAUAUUAGUCUAAAUGGCCUUCAUUUACAUCUGUAAUGAUUCCAGACAGUCAGACUCUGCUGUUAGAUGUUUAAUGGUUUAUACGUGUUCAUGGAGGAGCUGAAAACAACUGGUUUUAUGUUUUACUUGAUUUAUUGCUGCUGCUCUGCAGCAGUGUUUGUAAAAUAUAUUCUCAUGUACUGACUUGUUUAUUGUAAGUCAUAAGGAAAUUCAGUGAAUAA
Amphiprion ocellaris (clown anemonefish) is the source of this 1025-nucleotide messenger RNA. RefSeq names its product histone H2B. The record is from RefSeq and is a predicted model, not a curated record. Gene Ontology annotation, cellular component: nucleosome. Bases 13 to 387 code for a protein of 124 amino acids. Gene Ontology annotation, molecular function: structural constituent of chromatin; protein heterodimerization activity; DNA binding. Lineage: Eukaryota; Metazoa; Chordata; Actinopteri; Pomacentridae. The transcript has a single exon.